Molecule: messenger RNA, 642 nt
Organism: Perkinsus marinus ATCC 50983
Lineage: Eukaryota; Perkinsozoa; Perkinsida; Perkinsidae
Product: protein disulfide isomerase, putative
Exons: 6
Coding region: 1-642 (213 amino acids)
Biological process (GO): response to endoplasmic reticulum stress; protein folding
Cellular component (GO): endoplasmic reticulum
Molecular function (GO): protein disulfide isomerase activity
Source: RefSeq, a predicted model, not a curated record
AUGUCCAUCAUAUCGUCCACUUUCCUUCUUCUCCUCCUACAGCUAAGUGUACAACACAAUGUGAGGGCUUGGUCCCUCUGGGGGGAUUCUGGAAAGGGAACGAUAAGACAGCUUAGUGAGUCAGACCUGGAUAAUGAUAUCCCUAAGAGUGGAUUAUCAUUGGUUAUGUUUUAUGCACCUGGUUGCCCAUAUUGUCGAAGUUUCAAACCUUUUUUCGAUAAUGCUGUCGAGAAGCUUGCCAUGCAUGAUCCCCCGAUGAGGUUUGGUAUGAUCGAUGGUAUACAAUACCCUAAUGCUAUCUUAAGGCACCAGAUACCGUACUAUCCAACAGUGAAGUUAUUCAUCGAUAGUCAAGAGCAUCAACUACCUCUCACCGAGAUGGAUGUUGCUGAUCCUAAAUGCGCUGCGAAAGUCGUUAAUUGGGUUAAUCGUUUUAUUCAUAAGGAUCAUGUGAUGGAGUCCGUAGGAGACUUUGAGAAGUUUGCCGAGAAUAAUCCUCUCCUUGCUAUUGGCCUCUUUAAUGAUGAACGAGAUGGGGAAUUUUUCAAACACUGUACACGGCACUUUGAUGAUGUGUUCUUCGCUAUAGCAUAUGGUCAGGUAGCUGAGGACAUCGUGGAUCAUCUAUACAACAGACGGUAA